CUGACGACUGCGGAAGUUAUCCGCUAACACCAUGGAGGGUUUCGCAGAAUCAAAACAGUAACAUUUAUUUCGUAUUAAAAUAGAAAGAAAUCGGAUAUUACUGAACACAGCUCAUUUACUGAGUCCGGUGAGCCUUCCAGUAGUCGCAUUCUGGUUGCGAGGUGAUUUGGGAGAUUUUAAACAAUUGAUAGACAGAAAUGGAGGACCCUGGUGGCACAGUAGCUGAAUCUGUGUCGUCACCGCCUGUUGGUGCAGCCAAGUCAAAGCUUGACUCACUUUCCAAAGAUGAUCUUAUAAAAUUCACCAAAAAGCAGAUGGCGUCUUUCCAAAAGAUGAAGUGCAAAUGUGCAGAUUUAGAGAAAGAAGUUGAAGAGCUCAAAGAACGUUCCAAGAAUGAUAUGAGCACUUCAAAGGAUUCUACUAUAAUACAGGAGCUGACUGAGCGGAUGGAUGUGUUAUUACUGGAGAAGGCAGAAACCCAGGAAAGCCUUUCAUUGUCUCGUAAAGAAUUGGAGCGGACCAAGCAGCUUGCCAAAGUUGAAGUCACAGAACUUGGAAGUAUGAUUGAAGACCACAAAAGGACAAUUGACAUUCUAAAGGCCAGCAUUGAUGAAUCCAACAAUAAACACAAAGAGGAAGUGGAAUAUUUUCAGAAAUUAUUAAAGGAGCGAGAAGACCAUGAUAGGGAGUUAACCAGUGAAAGAGAGAAACAGAGCCAAGCUGAAGAAGCCAUGGAAGUUACAAUUAAAGCUCUUCAAGCUGAACUUGAAGCGAUUCAGGAGCGAAAUUCCAAAGAGAUUGCUGAGCUGCAAGAGAGCCACCAGAAUCAGCUGACUGAAGCCCAGCAGGAGGUAGAAAACCUGAAAGAGGAGUUAACACAGAGGAGUAUGCAGCACGAGGAGGAGCUGAGGGCUUUGGAGGAGGAUUGUGAGAUUGAGAGGGAGCGUCUUGUUUUGCUCCAGGAAGAGCUGACGGAGCAGCUGGCCCUCAAAGAUAGCUACCUCCAGGAUGUCCAGGAGGAAGAUGAAGAACCUGGUCGUAGCUCAGGCAUUGCCAAAAUGUUGGCGCUGUCUGCACCCAGUCAGGCUGAGUCCAGCCAUAUUGAUGGUGACAUGAACGAGGGUGCAAAACUGAAGGCCGCUCUGGAAGAACUCCAUGCUCAGAACACAAUGUUACAAGAUGAGCUCACCCUUCUCACUAAUGUUAAAGGUGAACUGGAGGCAGAGCUGGAGAGAGUCAAGGAUGAGUUCCAGAGUGAAAGAGAGGAGAUGGACUUUAAAAUCAAUGAGCUGCAAAUGAACCGGGACAGCGACCCAACAACAACAGCCUUAAAUAUCAUGAAUGUUGACCCUGAGAUAUAUGCGUCAGGUGAAUCCAAAGAGUCAGUCCAAGAUAAAAUAACACUGGAACAAGAUGAGCUUGAGAAGCUCAGGUGCCAGUGUGAGGCCAUGACCCGGGAGAGGGAUUUUGCUGUGGCAGACUUCAAUGACAUUAGGGAAACACUGCAAAAUGCAGAGAAACAAAAAGACUUACUCGAGGGGCUUUAUCAGUCUGUUGAAGACCUUACCAGGCAAAAUGAAGAGAUCCUCUCUCAGCUGCAGAUAAAAGAGACCAUGACGGAAGACCUAAAUGAGCUGGUUAAUACAUUGACUGAAGAGCGAGACAGAACACAAUCGCUGCUUCAACGUCAAGAGGAGGAAAUGCGGGAGCUCAAAGAUGAAAAUGCCAGAGACAUUGAGAACCUGCGAGAAGAGAAGCAGGCGGCCCAACUACUGCAGGAAGAGACGGAAAGGCAGUUGAAAAUGUUGACUAUAGAGAAGGAGAAUGAAAUGCAGGUUUUAAAGGAGGAAAUGGACAAGAUCGAGGAAAGCCUGAAGGAGGAAGUGGGCAAAUUGCAGGAGGAGCUAUCCUCUUCAGUUCAAACUAUUCAAGAUAUCUCCUCAGAAAAUGCUUGCCUUCAUAAAAAACUAGAAGGGAGUCUAAUUACACUUUCCCAAAUCCAGAGAGAGCAAGAACUUUUGGGCUCCAAGUUGACCACCGCAGAGGCUCAACUGGAGCAACAGUCAUUCCAAAAAGGGGAUCUUGAAGCUAGGGUUAAUUCUUUUACAGAAGAAGCAGAGCUUGAAGGUCAGUCUGAAGCUCUAAAAGUUGCAAAGGAAGGACUGACAGAACUCCAAGUACGGGUAGAAGAGUUGGAAAACGAGAGAAAUAUGUUGAGAAGUUGUCUUGAAGAGGCUCAGGGAGAUAGGAGUGAAGUGCAAGCUAUGGCGCAGGAGAGGGACAUGCUGAGAAACAAUUUGGAGGAGACGCUGAGGGAUACUGGUGGGCUGCUGGGAGACCUUCAAGAUAUGAAGUCUUUCAAUGAAAAACUGUGUGCUGAGAAUCAGAUGUUACAGUCCCAAAUACUUGUAAUGUCCAAAGAGAAGGAGGAAAAAGUACAGGCUGACAUUGAUGUUCUAGAGAGAGAACGCACAGAAUUCACACAACAGUUGGUGGACAGGGAGGCACUCAUAUCUCAAUUAAGGACUGAGAUCGCUGCUCUGCAGGAGUCUGCUUCCAAGUCUGGCUCUGAUGAAAAGAAAGCUACGGAAAUGACAGAGAAAAUAGGUGAAUUGGAGAAGGACAAUAAAGAGAAGGAUGAAAUGAUAAACAAAAUAAAGGCAGUGGCUGUCAAAGCAAAAAAGGAGUUGGACACCAGUAAAAAAGAGGUCGUAACCCUGAAGGAAGAAAUAGCUUCUCUAAAAGCACAGCAGGAGAAGGUUAACAUCUCAAUGAAGGACAUCAUCCAUGGUGCUGAAGGCUACAAGAACCUGCAGAUCGACUACGAUAAGCAGACGGAGCAACUGGAUCAACAGAAAAAGAAGGUAGAAGCAGCAGAGAGACAGAUUGCUGACCUGACUAAACACCUCAGCAGUGCUGUCUCACAGGUCGAGUUACUCCGCAGUGAGAAGGAAGACCUGCUGACUGCCUUGGAGACGUCCAGGAACAUGGUAAAGCAGAUUGAAAUGCAGAUCCAGGAGCUGCAAAAGCAGUCAACCAGUCUCGACAGAGAUCUGGUAGCAGAGAGGGCAAUGAAAGAACAAAAGAUCAAGGAUCUGUCAACGGCCAGAAAAGAUUUGGCUGAGCUUCAAGACCAGUUCAGCAAGCAACAGCAGGAAUCACUGCAGACAGCCCAAGAACUGGAGCAGCUACGCAAGGAGGCGCAGCAGAACUCUUUGCUGGGCAUGGAAAUGGCUGACUAUGAACGCUUGGUCAAAGAACUCAAUGCCAAAAUUUCAGAAAAGGAUGUGUGCUCUGAAGAGUUACAGGCUCAAAUAACCGGACUGACUGAGAAGGAGGAAACACUUAAACGAGAAAUUGAACAUUUGAAGUCGCAGUUGGACCAAACAGAAGACAAAGCUUCCAAGAUUAAACUACUGCUAGUGAAAGCUAAGAAGGAGCUGUCUGAUGCGAAGCUGCAGGAAAACUCCUUAGCGGUGUUGCAGGCCUCAUUAAGAGGGGAACUGGAGGCCAACCAGCAGCAACUAGAAAGCACAAAAAUCGAGCUGUGUGAUGCGAGUGCUGAACGCCUUCGUCUACAAGACCAACUCAGGUCUGCAUUGGACCAGCAACAAAAGACCAGAAGCUCUCUGCAGGAAAGAAUUGAUAGCCUACAGCAGGAGCGAGACAUUGCUAAGGCUGAACUUGUGGCAACUGCUGAGGAGUUUGAGAGUUAUAAGGUCCGAGUACACAAUGUGCUAAAGCAGCAAAAAAGCAAACUCAAUGGACAGAAUGAAAGUGAUGCUGCCAGGCUAGAAAGGGAGCAGUUAUCAACUCAGGUGAACCAGCUGAGUUCCAGCCUGGGAGAGAGUCAGCAAAGUCUCCAGAGCUGCACUGCAGAGCUACAGCAGCUCCAGAGUGAACACGACACUCUUUUGGAACGACACAACAAACUUUUGCAGGAAAAUGUUCACAAAGAGGCCGAGAUCCGUGAGAGACUGCUGUCAGUGCAGUCGCAGAACGUGGAUCUGCAGUCAGAGCUGGCUCAGGCUCAAGCUGACUCAUCUUCCCAGAUUGAGACCCAGCGACAGACGCACAGGGAGCAGUUGAGGAAGCUGCAGGAUGAACACCGCGCCACAGUUGAGACUUUGCAGGGUCAGCUGACUCGUGUUGAGGAGCAGUUAUUCAACUUGCAGAGUCAGAAUAGCUCGGUGUUGGUUCAGUCAAGCAGAAAGUCCACCGAUGCUCAGCGUAGAACUGGAGACCAGAACCAGGCAGUGCCCCCGAGUGACCCUCAGUCGAUGGAUAGGGAGGAGUGUGAAGGCAUGGAGACCGUGGAGAAUGAAAGCACCUCCCCUGCAUCACUACUCUCUCUGGAGCACCUUCUCACAUCACCAGACCCCAAGCAAGAGCCAUUUGAGUGGACUGUGGAGCCCACAAAAGAGGAGCUUAUUCUCAAAUUGAGCACAGCCACACGCAGUCUGGAGCACAUGAACAGCCUGCUGCAUGAAACCGAGGCUACCAAUGCUGUUCUCAUGGAGCAGAUCAAUCUGUUGAAGAGUGAAGUACGUCGGUUGGAGCGUAAUCACGAACGAGAGAAGAACAGUGCCAACCUGGAGUAUCUGAAGAACGUUUUGCUGCAGUUCAUAUUCCUUCGGCCAGGCAGCGAGAGGCAGGCGCUAGUUCCCGUCAUUCACACCUUGUUACAGCUCAGCCCGGAGGAGAAAAGCAAACUGGCUGCCAUUGCACAAGGCGAGGAUGACGCCUCAGGGAGUCAGGGCUCAGGCUGGGGAUCUUAUCUCCACAGCUGGUCUGGGAUCAGGUAGACCUACAGCCGAGGUCUAAGAAACCGACCAAUGACUUAACUCAUUCAUUUGAAGGGCAAGACACAUUGCCCCCCCCCCCCCCCCCCCCCCCGCCCACACACACACACACACCAAAAAACGUCAUACACUGUAAGAUUUUGUCGGACCGCCUUUGGCCUUGAUUACGGCACCCAUUGGCUGUGGCAUUGUUUUGAUCAAUUUCUGCAAUGUCACAAAAUUUAUUUACAUCUGGUGUUGCAUUAAUUUUUCACCAAGACCUUGGUGAUGGUAGGAGCACAAAACCUUCUCUAGCACAUCCCAAAGGUUCUCAGUGAGAUUAAGAUCUGGACUUUGUGUGUGGCCAAUCCAUAUGUGAAAAUGAUGUUUCAUUCCCACUGAGCCAGUCUUUCACAAUAAAAGCCUGAUGAAUCCUGGCAUUGUCGUCUUGGGGUAUGCCCAUGUCACCAGGGGAGGAAAAAAAUACAGAACCUGCUCACUCAAUGUAUUCAGGUUUUCAGCUGACCUCAUUCUUUGAGCAAAUAAUGUAGCUGAACCUCACCCUGACCAACUGCAGAAACCCAAGAUCAUAACACUGCUUCUACAGGCUUGUAUAGGGUGUACUAGACACGAUAAAUGCAUCACUUCACCUGCCUCUCUUCUUACCCUGAUGUGCUCAUCACACUGGAUCAGGGGAAAUCUGGACUCAUCAGACCACAUGACCCUGAGUCCAAUGAUCCCUAGGAAAUUUUGAAGCAAUGGAGGACUACCAUCAUCAACGCAAUUCAUGCAAUACUGGAUGGAAAUAAAUCUUGUGACAACGCAGACGCAAUGCCACAGCGAAUGCUCGCCGUAAUUAGAGCUAAAGGCGGUUCAAUGAAAUGAUAGCAUUUAUGACAAUUUUUUUUUUUUUUGUAGCUGGUGACUUUUUGGGGGGGGGGGGGGCGUUCAGUACAGAAAAGACAAAGCAAUGUAUAAUGGCAAACAUGGUACAGACCAUGGUAAUCAAAAUGUUUUUCUCUAUUCUUUAGAAAUCAAAGUAGAGCAAGUUUCAAAUGUUAGAUAAAAUGUACUGAUCAUACACUGAGAUUAAGACAGGUGAUUUAUUUAUUCAUUUAUUCCUACAACAGCUAAAGUCUCUUCCAGAAGGUGGAGCUCAUGAGGCAUUAUAAAAGUUGAAUCUAUGUCGAGAAUACAAGUCUUGUUUUUUUCACCCUUCAACUUGACGUUAUCAACACUUAGAAUGGACCAUUUUCAUCUAUUUGUCCUCUUCAGUCCCACUGCAAGCUGCUUCUUCUGGGCCUCCUCACCAUUGUACCUUAACUAAAUGUAUUCCAAAUUGAUGAAAUAUUGUCCAGAUUAGGAUAAAGAAAUGUUUGUAAUUAAAUGUGUUAAUUUUUUUUAUCCAUUUAACAUUUCUUUCAUUCCAUACAUGAACUUAUAAAUAUUGUGCAUUUGCAUUUUUUGUUUGUUUGUUUGUUUGUUUUAUUUUUGUUUAUUUUGAAGAUUUACUGAACUAAUGAACAAGGCUUUUUUUCCAGGGUUCAGAAAUUUGGGUAAUGUGAUGAGUGAUUUUUGAAAGCUAAAUUUUUCCUAGAACUUAGCAGACUUCCAGGUGUUAUUUUCUAUCUGUUUUCCUAUUGUGUGUUGAUUGUUUACUGAUCUUAUUUAUUCAAACAUUACUUCGUUCAUCUUCAUUUGCUACUAUAUUAUAAUCGAAGUUUAUACAAAAUGUGAUUGGGAUCACUUUAUUUUCUGAUUUCAGUGGCAGCUGAUUGUGAUUCCUUCUGUAUGAAUUGUACAAUAAAGAUCCAAGAUUGAGCUUCCGUGGAUUUUUUCAGUUCAGGGGUUAUAACCAGGGGUGAAAGUGGGCUGGAACGCCUUUCUGGCAGAAAGUUU
Corythoichthys intestinalis (scribbled pipefish) is the source of this 6680-nucleotide messenger RNA. RefSeq names its product GRIP and coiled-coil domain-containing protein 2-like. The transcript is spliced from 24 exons. Lineage: Eukaryota; Metazoa; Chordata; Actinopteri; Syngnathiformes; Syngnathidae. Bases 198 to 4805 code for a protein of 1535 amino acids. Gene Ontology annotation, cellular component: Golgi apparatus. The record is from RefSeq and is a predicted model, not a curated record. Gene Ontology annotation, biological process: late endosome to Golgi transport.